Theobroma cacao (cacao) is the source of this 883-nucleotide messenger RNA. The record is from RefSeq and is a predicted model, not a curated record. NCBI's taxonomy places the organism in Eukaryota, Viridiplantae, Streptophyta, Magnoliopsida, Malvales, Malvaceae.
UCAAAUAAAAACAUCAUUGAAGGUUUGGGAGCGAAAAACAGAUUUCGAUUUGUAGCAACUCACUGCUUCGAAAGGAAAAUAAAUAAAAUAAAAUUCAAGUAAAUUUUAGAAGGUGUAGUGACUUGAAUUUCUCUUGAGUUGGAGCUCGAAGUUAAGUAAUGGCAGACGAAUCAUCGAGUUCAAUAAAGUUGAUGAACUUCGUCUCGGAGCAACAGUUAGAUGAAGCAAAAAGAACAAGAGGUGAACGAAUUGAAGAUGGCACUGCCCAAAGGGAUAGGCCUCUUUACGAGGUUUUUGUUUUUUCCACCCUCCAAUGGAGCUCAAAAAAUGUAUAUUUUCUUUUAUUGUUUUUAAAAACCCUUUUACUGCAGAUUUUGAAGGAGAAUAAAGACAAGAAAGAUGCAGAAUUUAAUGAACGGUUCAAACAUAGGCCACCCAAAGCCUUGGAUGAAGACGAAACUGAGUUUCUUGAUAAUUUGGAGACGUCAAGAAGGGAAUAUGAACAGCAAGUGGCUGAUGAUGAAGCUGAACAGUUGCGAAGUUUCCAAGCAGCAGUGGCAGCACAGUCAAAUAUUGUGCAUGAACUAAAAGAAACACCACCUGUCCCUGCCGACCAGGAACAAAAAUCAGUUGGGAGGAAGAAUCCAGCAGCUCGCCCUCUAGGUAUGAUCAUAAAAGUCAAGCCACAAGCAAAAAAGGCAAAAAUUGACCAGGAGCAAGAACUGCCAAACACAAUGAAAGCACCUAAUGUUGAUACAUUGAAAACUCCAAAUCCAGUGAACACACUUAAUGGUGAUACCAAUAAUCCCCCUGAUGUUGUUAAGACAGGUCUUGUUUCAUACAGUGAUCAAAGUGAAGAUGAUUAGUCUUUCUAUUUCUGUUA